Messenger RNA from Sardina pilchardus (European sardine), 4525 nucleotides. RefSeq names its product aggrecan core protein-like. Gene Ontology annotation, molecular function: hyaluronic acid binding. The coding region runs from base 1 to 4416 and encodes 1471 amino acids. Gene Ontology annotation, biological process: positive regulation of neuroblast proliferation; central nervous system development; glial cell differentiation. The record is from RefSeq and is a predicted model, not a curated record. Gene Ontology annotation, cellular component: synapse; perineuronal net. The transcript has 18 exons. Lineage: Eukaryota; Metazoa; Chordata; Actinopteri; Clupeiformes; Clupeidae.
AUGAUCGCAUUACUUGUGUUGUGUGCGCUGUGGCAAACUGCAUGGACCACCAUGACCUUUGGUGAAAUGUCAGACAUAGACCCUGAGAUUCUGAGCGUGAGCAUCCCGACGGAGAAGCCGGUGCGCGUGCUGAUGGGGGGCACGCUGGUCCUGCCCUGCUACUUCCAGGACAACACGCCGCACGACCCCGGCGCCCCCACCAUCGCGCCGCUCUCCCACCGCAUCAAGUGGAGCCACAUCACCAAGGACAAGGUCACCGACGUCCUGGUGGCGUCCGAGGGCGUGGUAAGGGUGGCGGACGAGUACCUGGACAGGGUCACCAUGGUGGCCUACCCCCUGACCCCGACGGACGCCUCCAUAAAGAUCACAGAGCUGCUCUCCAACGACACCGGAGUGUUCCGCUGUGAAGUCAUGCAUGAGAUCGAGGACAGCUCUGACACCAUCGAGGUCCUCGUCCAAGGUAUUGUCUUCCAUUACCGUGCCAUCACCUCCCGCUACACGCUGACGUUUGAGAAGGCCAAGGCAGCCUGCGUUCAGAACAGCGCCGUCAUCGCCAGCGCUGAGCAGCUGCAGGCCGCGUACGACGGAGGACUUCACCAGUGUGAUGCCGGCUGGCUGGCCGACGAGACUGUCAGGUAUCCCAUUCAUGAUCCCAGAGAGCCUUGCUUUGGCGACAAAGAAAACUUCCCUGGAGUGCGGACCUAUGGUGUCAGGAACACCAGCGAGACAUACGAUGUGUACUGUUUUGCAGAAAAGAUGACAGGGAAAGUGUUUUACUCCAUGUCCCCCGAGAAGUUCACCUUUACGGAGGCUGAGGCCCAGUGUGAGAGGUUGGGGGCGCGGCUGGCCACCACAGGUGAGCUCUACCUGGCCUGGCAGCAGGGCAUGGACGUCUGCAACGCCGGCUGGUUAGCUGACCGCAGCGUGCGCUACCCAAUCAACAUUGCCCGGCCACAGUGUGGAGGUGGGCUUCUGGGAGUCCGCACUGUCUACCGAUUCACAAACCAGACCGGCUAUCCCGAACCAGAAUCCCGCUACGACGCCAUCUGCUAUGAAGAUGAUGGCGAGGAGAGCUCUGGAUGGCCCAUCUUUCCUUUCGGAGGCCAGACCACCGCUGAGCCAGGCCUCCUCAGCAUCGCCACGCAAACCCCGGGCCCGGAGGUGUUCAUCAAGCAGGUGACGGAGAGCGAGGUGAAGGUGGGGGAGGUGGUCACGCACCAGCCCGACACCACCAGGCCCGUCUGGUGGCCCGUCACUCAAGCGCCGCUGUUCCCGCCCCCAGACGUCACCGAGGUGACCCCUGACCUCGUCCCUGACCUCAUCGUGAGAGCCACGGCGCGGCCCGCGGUGGAGGCGGAGCUUCCACAGACCAGUUACAGCGGAGCAGUGGGGACAGCUCACCUGUAUGCAGGUGUGGUGUUCCACUACCGGACCGGCUCCAGCCGUUACGCCUUCACCUUCGUGGAGGCCCAGCUGGCGUGCCAGAGCGUGGGUGCCAUCAUGGCCACCUCCGAGCAGCUCCAGGCGGCCUACGAGGGGGGGUACCACCAGUGCGACGCUGGCUGGCUCCUUGACCAGACCGUCAGGUAUCCCAUCGUGCGUCCUCGUGAUAAGUGUGCAGGGGACCUGGAGCACCUGCCUGGCGUGAGGUCAUAUGGUCUUCGCCCUGCAGACGAGCGCUACGAUGUCUACUGCUACAUCGGCCAGCUCAAGGGUGAGUUCUUCCAUUUGAGCACCGCCGAGGGCUUCAGCUAUGACGAGGCGAUCACUGCCUGCCAGGAGAGGAAUGCCACAUUGGCCUCCACAGGCGAGAUGUACUCCGCCUGGCGUCACGGUUACGACAGGUGCCGUGCCGGUUGGCUGUCGGACCGCAGUGUGCGUUAUCCAAUCAGCAGCCCCCGUGAGCUGUGCGGCGGAGGAAAGGCCGGCGUCCACACCAUCUACCUGUACGCUAACCAGACUGGCUACCCUGAGACAUCCGCAAAAUUCGACUGCUUCUGCUUCAAAGCUGAUCAGUUUGCACUUCUCAAUGAGACUGGAAUGAACAUAACAGAAAUUGAAGAAGUGCUUAUCAAUGGGACAACAAUUACAGACCUGCUACGUCCAGUGGUUCCCUCCAUCACUCUUCCCAUUGCUGUGGAGUCCUCAGGCUCUGGUUCUGCAGAACUGCCCUCAGGAUCCGGUGACUUCUCUGGUGAGGCGUCAGCCAGUGGAAGUGGCCUGUCUAGCGGAGAAGCCAGUGGUGAUGCCAGUGGCACCAGUGGAGAUGCCAGUUGGGCUACCACUGUGGCAUCAUCUGGGUCUGGGUCCGGGUCUGGCACCAGUGGAGAUGCCAACUGGGGUACCACUGUGGUUCCAUCUGGGUUUGGAUCUGGAUCUGGUACCAGUGGAGACAUGUCUGGUUCUGGUUCUGGUUCUGGUUCUGGCUGGAGUGGAGAAGGAUCAGGUUUUGUUGUGACCUUCUCCAACACUGGGUCCGUUUUGUACGGCGAGAGGUCUGCAAGGCCACAGGAGACUGGACAGGGAGUCCCUGAAGUCUUGACAUUCCCACUGGGAUCGGGAUCUGGAAGCGCCUCCGGGUCAGGGUCAGGCUUCAGCUCUGAGGAGAGCGGUUCUUCGUCAGAUGUGUCCAGCGGGUCGUCCUCAGACAUGUCCAGCGGGUCCAGCGGGGAGAGCUGGGAGUCCUCUGGGAUCUCCUCAGCGUCCAGCUCGAGCGAGGAGGACCUGAGCGGAUUUCUGUCCGGUCGCUCGGGAGACGCCAGCGGCGUCCACUCAGGCGACCUGGACGGCAGCGGCACGCGGAUCUUGUUCGUUGGCGGCGGCAGGUACGUGGAAAUCUCGUCCUCGUCCCCCCGCGUGGGGCAGGAGCUCGGAGGCGCCGGGGUCCACUUCAGUGGCUCCGGAGACUGGUCCGGUGCCGGGCCCAUCUCUGGGUUUGGGUCUGGCACCAGUGGUCACUCCGAGACCUCGGGAGACGUCAGCGGCUUUCGGAGCGGAGGCGGAAGUGGAUUCUCGAGCGGAGAUGUGAGCGGGUCAGGGAGUUCCGGUUCUGGUUUCCCUCGGAUCACUUUGUUUGACUCCGAGUUCGCCGACCGGACAGUCAAGCUGGCGGAAGAGCAGGAGGCAUCCGGUGUCCUGCACUUCGGCUCCGGCGCUUCCGGCAUGGCGAGCGGUUCUGGAGGAUCGGGCGAUGUCAGCGGGUUCUCCUCAGGAGGUUCCGCCAGCGGGGACGUCAUCGUCCUGACCGACGGCAGCACAGUGGAGGUCAGCGUCCACCCGACAGAGAGCCAGGAGCUCGGGAAGGGCCCGGUGGAGAUCAGCGGAGAUCACAGUGGGUUCUUCUCAGGCAGCAGCGGCAGCAGCAGCAGCAGCACUAUGGCCAUCGACAGUAGCACUAUGGUCAGCGGCAGUGACUCCUCUCCACACUUCGCUGAGCCACGCCCGACCGAGUCCCAGCUACCCAGUGAGGUUCUGGACGCCCAGGCCCCUGCCCAGGCCCCUGCCCAGUUUGUGAGCAGGACCUCCACGCCGGACCAGCCACCGGCCCAGCUGCAGGACAGUGCUGGGGCGCCCUACGCCACCCCCGCCCCGCUGGUGGCCACCACCACCCCAGCCUUCACACUGCAAACGCCAUCCGUCGUGGAGGAGCCAGCACUGGUCGACAUUGACCCCUGUGACCCGAACCCAUGCGGCGUGGGGACGUGUACCGUUCAGGACGGGGUCGGCCUGUGUCUCUGUCCACCGGGUCGGACGGGAGCAGACUGCCAGCUCGAUGAGCAGACCUGUGAGGACGGCUGGACUAAGUUCCAGGGCAACUGCUACCUGCACUUUGCCGAGCGUGAGACCUGGGAGGACGCCGAACAGCGCUGCAGGGACCUCAACGCCCACCUGGUCAGCAUCAUCACACCCGAGGAACAGCACUUUGUCAACUCCCACGCUCAGGACUACCAGUGGAUUGGCCUGAAUGAUAAGACGGUGGAGAAUGACUUCCGCUGGACAGACGGCACCCCUCUGCAAUUCAUCAACUGGAGGCCGAACCAGCCGGACAACUACUUCAACUCCGGAGAGGACUGUGUGGUGAUGAUCUGGCACGAGAACGGCCAGUGGAACGACGUGCCCUGCAACUACCAUCUGCCCUUCACCUGCAAGAGUGGGCCAGUUUUGUGUGGCCCUCCUCCUGAGGUGGAGAAUGCGCGCAUGUACGGGAACAAGAAGGAGCGCUACCAGGUCAACUCCAUCAUCAGGUACCAGUGCAACGAGGGCUUCACCCAGCGGCGCCCCCCGGUGGUGCGCUGCCUGCACGACGGCCAGUGGGAGAAACCCCAGGUGGAAUGCACAAUCUCCAACUCCACUCUCAGGCUGAGGAAAAGAUCCACCAGGACUCGAUCGCAAGCGCCACACAACAGAUCCAGCUAAGCAGCCAGGAGAGGUCCCUCUAGAGAGAUUUUAACAUAUAGUUAUUUUAUAACAAUUAUUUUCUAUAAAUAAAUGACUCGAAUGAAGAAAAAACACAAAGCAACCAAAG